This is a messenger RNA of Podarcis raffonei (Aeolian wall lizard), 1037 nucleotides long. Its product is annotated as tigger transposable element-derived protein 1-like. The transcript is spliced from 2 exons. Gene Ontology annotation, molecular function: DNA binding. The coding region runs from base 129 to 932 and encodes 267 amino acids. NCBI's taxonomy places the organism in Eukaryota, Metazoa, Chordata, Lepidosauria, Squamata, Lacertidae. Gene Ontology annotation, cellular component: nucleus. The record is from RefSeq and is a predicted model, not a curated record.
UUUGAAGCUUUUCCAAAACUUCUUUUGCAGCCAUCUGAGGUUUCUGAAGACUUCGGUGAUUGAUUGUUGAAGCUUUUCCAGAACUGCUUUUGCAUCCAUUUGUUUACGAAGGUAGGAGCUGUGCUGCCAUGGGACCCAAGAAGACUGCUGCUGCAGAGGCCGGCGAGAGGAAGAAGGAGAAGGUGACGCUGGAAAUGAAGAAGGAGAUCAUCUGGAAGCACGACGGCGGAAUGCGUGUGACGGACCUCGCCAGGGAGUACGGGAGGAAUCCAUCAACCAUCGGGACCAUCCUGAAGAUGAGGGAGAAGAUCAUGGCGACUGAUGCAGCCAAGGGAGUCACCAGGAUCGUGAAGAACCACCCAGCUGUUCUGGAGGAGGUCGAGAAGUUGCUGCUCAUCUGGUUAGAAGAGAAGCAGCGUGCAGGGGACACAGUGACUGAGGCCGUCAUUUGUGAGAAGGCCAAGGCCUUGCACGCAGACCUCGUCCGGGAACAGCCAGGAACCUCAGGCGAGCCAGAAGUCUUCAAGGCAAGCAGAGGUUGGUUUGACCAGUUCAAGACAAGAUCUGGAAUCCACAGCGUGGUCAGGCAUGGAGAGGCUGCCAGUUCUGAUGUUCCUGCGGCUGAAGACUUUGCAGUGGAGUUCCUGGAGGUUGUGAAGACGGAGGGCUACGUUCCACAGCAGGUCUUCAACUGCGACGAGACCGGGCUGUUUUGGAACAGGAUGCCCAAAAGGACUUUCAUCACUCAGGAGGAGGCCAAGUUGCCUGGCCACAAGCCCAUGAAGGACCGUCUGACCCUGCUCUUCUGUGCCAACGCAAGCGGCGACCUGAAAAUCAAGCCCCUGCUGGUGUACCACUCGGAGAACCCACGGGCCUUCAAGAGACACAAGAUCGACAAGGAGCAGCUGAGUGUCGUGGCGAUCCAACAGUAAGGCUUGGGUCACACGUGUGCUGUUUGUGGACUGGGUCAAUCUUGCUUUUGGCCCUGCUGUCAAACAGUACCUGCUGGACAACGACCUGCCGCUGAAGGCUUUGCU